This is a messenger RNA of Camellia sinensis, 735 nucleotides long. Lineage: Eukaryota; Viridiplantae; Streptophyta; Magnoliopsida; Ericales; Theaceae. The record is from RefSeq and is a predicted model, not a curated record.
AUGGAAAGGUUUGGAUUCAAGGAAAAAUGGAUUGGGUGGAUAAAAGAAUGCGUGACUACAACCUCUAUUUCUGUAUUAGUUAAUGGUUCUCUGACUAAAGAUUUUAUACCUGAUAAAGAGUUAAGGCAAGGUUUAAUCAAAGGAGCGGAGAUUGGGAAUAAUGGGAUGAAUCUAACCGAUCUUCAAUUUGCGGACGAUACCAUCAUCUUCUAUCAAGCUGAUUGGGGCAAGGUUGUAAACAUCAAGAGGCUAUUGCGUUGCUUUAAGCUUAUUUCAAGAUUAAAGAUCAACUUUCAUACGAGUAUAGUGGGAGGAGUUAGGGUGGAUGAUAGUCUUUUGGAUGAUUUUUCUUUAGUUUCAAAUUGCAAAGCUUAUAAAUUCCCAGUGAAAUAUCGAGGCCUCCCUUUGGAGGCAAAUCCUAGGCUGAAAAAGACUUGGCAACCAGUGUUGCAAAAACUUAAAUCUAAGUUGGCUUCAUGGAAAAGAAAGUUCUUGUCAUUCGGGGGUAGACUCACAUUUGUCAAAUCUGUGCUAAGUGCUUUGCCAAUUUAUUAUUUUUUGAUUUGCAGGGUGCUGGUGGCAGAAAUUGAUAAAAUUCGGAGUGGUUUUUUGUGGCGAGACAACGAUGUUGAGAAGAAGCUACAUUUGGUAAAGUGGGAGAAGAUGACUAAAGGGAAGGAGUUUGGAGGGUUAGGCCUUAGAAACAUUAGAGUGAUGAAUGAUGCUUUCAUUUGA